Messenger RNA from Platichthys flesus (European flounder), 3386 nucleotides. RefSeq names its product transient receptor potential cation channel, subfamily C, member 4 associated protein a (gene trpc4apa). The record is from RefSeq and is a predicted model, not a curated record. Gene Ontology annotation, cellular component: Cul4A-RING E3 ubiquitin ligase complex. The transcript is spliced from 18 exons. Gene Ontology annotation, biological process: ubiquitin-dependent protein catabolic process. Gene Ontology annotation, molecular function: phosphatase binding. Lineage: Eukaryota; Metazoa; Chordata; Actinopteri; Pleuronectiformes; Pleuronectidae. Bases 5 to 2329 code for a protein of 774 amino acids.
AAAAAUGGCGACGCUUCUGGGGUCCGAGUCCCCUUGUACUGGAGGAAAACGACGAAAUUGCCGCAGCAAUAUCGUCACAAAGUUCACGGCCAGUAAAAUCACCGGCCAGGGUUUCAGCCAAGGGACACAGCUCCCAACAUGUUUGCUCCAGGAGAGAGAUAAACGGGCCAAGUGGAAUGGCAUCCCUACUGUGCUGCAGAAGCUCUACGAGAGCAGCCAUCCCAACAGUGACCUCUCCCAUGCCCACAGCUUUCUUAAGGUAUUAUCAUCUCAACUCUCCGUGGAGGCCAUGUCUUUUGUCACAGAGGACAGGAAGACCGCUCAGGAAUCCACCUUCCCCAACACGCACACCUUUGACCUCUUUGGUGGAGUCGAUCUGCUCGUGGAGAUCUUGAUGAGACCCACACUAACUAUGCAGAAGAAAAAGCCCAAAAUGAAUGAUGACCUGGUUAAGGACUGCCUUAGUGUUCUCUACAACUGUUGUAUAUGUACUGAGGGGGUGACGAAGAGUCUGGCAGCAAGGGACGACUUUGUUCUGUUUCUCUUCACCCUGAUGACAAACAAGAAGACCUUCCUACAGACUGCUACCCUUAUUGAAGAUAUUCUAGGGGUCAAAAAGGAAAUGAUCCAUUUGGAAGGGAUCCCCAACCUAUCAGGCUUGGUCCAAAGCUUUGACCAGCAACAGCUGGCCAACUUCUGCCGCAUCUUGUCUGUCACCAUCUCAGAACCUGAUGUAGGAAAUGACGACAAGCACACCCUGCUGGCUAAAAACGCUCAGCAGAAACGCAACGCCAUCCCCUCACGGGCAGAGGUCAAUCAGGUAACCCUGCUGAACAUCCCUGGGUUCAUUGAGCGGUUAUGUAAGCUUGCCACUAGAAAGGUGUCUGAGGCCACAGGCGCCAACUUCCUGCAGGAGCUGGAGGACUGGUACACAUGGCUAGACAAUGCUCUGGUCCUGGACGCCCUUAUGCAGAUGGCCACUGAGGAGGCGGAACAAAGCAGUACAGAAUCAUCAGAUGAGAGUUCUCUGGCCACAAGCCCCCUGAGACAUCGACUGCCUCAGUCCAUGAAGACUGUCCAUGAGAUCAUGUAUAAAGUGGAAGUGAUGUAUGUGCUGUGUGUGCUUCUCAUGGGCCGACAGAGGAACCAGGUCCACAAGAUGCUGGCUGAUUUCCGUCUCAUCCCAGGGCUCAAUAACCUGUUUGACAAGCUGAUCUGGAGGAAAUACACUGCUUCAAAUCAUGUGGUGCACGGCCAGAAUGAGAACUGCGAUUGUAGUCCGGAAAUCUCCUUUAAAAUCCAGUUUUUGCGGCUACUCCAGAGUUUCAGUGAUCACCAUGAGAAUAAGUACCUCUUGCUGAAUAGCCAAGAGCUGAAUGAACUGAGUGCUAUUUCCAUGAAGGCUAACAUCCCUGAGGUGGAAGCUCUGGUCAACACAGACAGAAGCCUAGUGUGUGAUGGGAAGAAGGGUCUCCUCACGCGCCUCCUCGCUGUCAUGAAGAGGGAGCCUCCAGACUCGUCCUUCAGAUUCUGGCAGGCAAGAGCAGUGGAAAGUUUUCUUAGAGGAGCCACCUCCUAUGCAGACCAAAUGUUCCUCCUGAAAAGGGGACUGCUUGAGCACAUCCUGUUCUGCAUCAUCGAUAGCGGCUGUACAUCUCGAGACGUCCUACAGAGCUACUUUGAUCUGCUGGGAGAGCUCAUGAAGUUCAACAUUGAUGCCUUCAAAAGAUUCAACAAAUAUGUCAACACUCCUGAAAAGUUUCAGACCUUCCUGACGCAGAUCAACAGCUCUCUAGUGGACUCCAACAUGCUAGUGCGCUGCAUUGUCCUUUCGUUGGACCGCUUCGAGAGCCAGACUGAAGAUGUCAAAGUGGUGGAGGUUCUGUCUGAGUGCUGCCUGCUGUCCUACAUGGCCAAAGUCGAGAGCAGACUUACCUUCCUCUUCCGACUGAUCACCAUCAUCAACGUGCAGACUCUCACACAGGAGAAUGUGAGCUGUUUAAACACCAGCCUUGUGAUCUUGAUGUUGGCCAGAAGAAAGGCUAAACUGCCCUUCUACCUCAACGCCUUGCGGGAGAAGGAGUAUGCUGAAAAGUACCCGGGCUGCCUGCUCAACAACUUCCACAACCUACUGCGCUUCUGGCAGCGCCACUACCUCAACAAGGACAAAGAUAGCACCUGUCUGGAGAAUAGCUCCUGUAUCCCCUUCAGCUACUGGAAGGAGACGGUGUCAGUGCUGCUGGGCCCAGACAGGACUUCUCUGUGUGCCAUAGGGAGCUACAUCGAUGAGCCUUUCAUGGAUCUGGACAGAGACCUGCUGGAAGAUUGACCUCCAGCAAGUGCACUCUGGGGUGGGACAGGGCAGAGGGUCACAGGGAACAUGGACACCUAGAGCUGGUGAUGACUCCGCUGAGCCAUCCAGACGCUCCGUGACAGUGCUUCUGGAUGUAAAGACUCACCUGUUUGCUUUCUGUACCUACGCAUGGAGGCUGUCAUCGCAGAGGGGAGGGGGAUGUGAAUUCUCACCGAGUUACCGCUGUUCUUCAGAGGAAGCCUGUACGCCCAUCCCAGAAACACAGAACAGACUAUUGGGGGAACUUGGGAUAUGACACCUGCGUUGGUUGUUUGCUUUAGGUGAAAUUCAAAUAGAGCCUUUUAUAUAACCGAUACAAAAUUCUAUGAAAAAAAUAUGUAUGAUUUAACAAAUUAUGUUAGAAAAGAAAAAAAAGACUCCUUUUACUUGGACUUGGUUUGGAAAUGUCCACAGAUGAACUGUCAGCCAGAUGUGCAGUGACACUUCGCAGGGAGUCUGCUGUCUCAGUCGCCCACUACCUACACGCUCUCUGUCGACUCAGUGCCACUCCACUGCCUGACCUGUGGGGAGGGGGGCAUUAGUGAAAUUUGACUUUUUCUUGCAGGGGUCUUGAUGAUGAAGAGCAUUUCCUUUUAACCUGCCUGUGGGUCUAUUUUAUUAGGUGGCUAUUGUUGAUUGGUGCUUUCUGGCUCUACUCAGAACAUUUAAGUAGCUCGUGGGCCGGCGGACAUGUCUCUCAGAAUCACACACACACACACACACAGGGCUCCUUUCACCUAAAAACCAUCCACCCUGCUGUGGCUUCAGGAGCUUCACACAUCAACUUGUCUCUUUUCCAGGUUCUUUUUGCUGAUCUAUUUUUGUCUUGUUGAAAACAAUGGCUUUUAGCUCUGGAUAAAAUGUAUAAUACAACAUUGCACAGAUUAAAAUAGCUUUUUAUUGUUUAUUAUAGUUUAACACAUUUGUUGAAUAAAUCACCAUCAUUUUGUACAGAAUUUGUAUCCAUGCUGUGGGUGAUGCUUUGGGAAAGAGAAUAAACUAUGCAGGUGCUAGUGUUAAGAUACCACUUGAA